AUGUCUCGCUUCGUGACUGCGGGCGGCGAAGACGCGCCUGUAGCUAAGGAUGCUGCGAAAGAAGAUGCUUGGGCCAAGGCUCAGGCUCAGAUCGAGGCGCUCCGUAACAAGUCAAGACCUCAAGAUGGACUACAGGAAGGCGGCAAGAGCCUGUACGAAGUUCUGCAGGCCAAUAAAGCCCAGAAAGAGGCGGCUCACGAGGAAGCGAUCAAGUUGAAGAAUCAAUUUCGCGCACUCGACGACGAUGAGCUUGAUUUCCUAGAUUCGAUCGACGAGAAACAGCGCCAGAAGGAGGCAGAAAAGCGGAGAGAAACGGCACUGGAGCUGGAAGCCUUCCGCAAGCAGCAGGCAGAUGCUGAAAAGCGGCUACAGAACACAACGACAGACGAUCCCACAGAUGGUGCCAAGCCUCCGUUGACAACGACCUGGCAGACCAAGAAGCGUCGAAGAAAAGACGACGGCAAGGCUGCGCCGAAAAUCAGAAAGACGUCAACGGGAGGUGAAGAUAGUCCGACGACGACAGAUGCACCGCCAACGGAGCCGAAAGAAGUGGCUGCUACGACGCCGGCACCUGUCGCGACUGCUACACCGUCUGCUCUGGCUGAUCCUAGCCUCUCAAGCCGGACACUGCAGCCCCAGGCGCAAGUCUAG
Messenger RNA from Cyphellophora attinorum, 651 nucleotides. RefSeq lists its product as uncharacterized. The transcript has 2 exons. Gene Ontology annotation, cellular component: nucleus. The record is from RefSeq and is a predicted model, not a curated record. The coding region runs from base 1 to 651 and encodes 216 amino acids. NCBI's taxonomy places the organism in Eukaryota, Fungi, Ascomycota, Eurotiomycetes, Chaetothyriales, Cyphellophoraceae.